This is a messenger RNA of Chinchilla lanigera (long-tailed chinchilla), 974 nucleotides long. RefSeq names its product basic proline-rich protein-like. Lineage: Eukaryota; Metazoa; Chordata; Mammalia; Rodentia; Chinchillidae. The record is from RefSeq and is a predicted model, not a curated record.
AUGGAAGUGAGACACUGUGGUCUGUACUCAGAAAACACAGAGCAGCUUCAUAGCAAACACACUCUUCACGUGAAGGAUAGAUCAGGCGUUGGCAAGCUGCUUCCAGAGAUUCUGAAAGUACUGAAAACAAGCCCCUUCUUUGUGUGGCAUUUAAAUUUUAUCCUAAAGCCUUUUAACAAACGGAAACAGAUCUGUAAGCACCGGGCCAGGCGCCCUUUCUCACUAGCAGAUGCUGCAUUUAAAGGCUUCCGCGCUGGUUCUGCAGGUACACACGCUACAGUGCCAAAAGCCUUCCCGUGGGGCAGGUUUUGCUUCUUUUUGGCCUUCGGAGAAGUGGGAAGUGGAGGAAAGAGGAGGAAAGAGACAAGAGACAGGCAGGAAAAAAGGGGAGAGAGGGAGAAAGCAAAACGCAGGCGGUGGGGAGCCGUCCUGAUCGCACAGGAAGGCAGCGCGGCAACUUCACUCGGGCGCCCUCGCACCCACCCUCUCCGGGCCGGAGAGGACGCGGGGCCGGACCAGGAACGCCGGCGGCACCCGCACGCCCCGGCCAGGCCGCCUCGCCGCCCCCGACAGGCGGCGGCUGGGAGGGAAGCAGGCGGACCUGAGGACCCUGGCGCGGGGCCCGGCUCUUCCCCCCUCCCAGGCUGGCGCCCGCCCUCCUCCCUCUCCACCGGGUUAAAUCCCUUCUUCGGGAGGGGCGGCGGCGACCGCGGCGGAGGAGCCCCACAAGUUUUGCGGCGCGCACCCGCUCCCGCCGCCUCUGCUCCACGCCCCCUCGCCCUCUCCGGGCCGGAGCCCGCGGGGCGCGGAGAGAGCAGCGCGGGGACCGCGCGGAGCUUCUCCCGGGCGGGGCGGGGCGGGACGGAGGCCGCUUUCCCCCGGGGCCGCUAGCUGCACGGGCCACUGUUGUCUCAGCGAGGGAGGCGGGAGGUUCCGGAACUCCAAGGAGCCAGCUUUCCCCGGCGCAGAGGGGU